Messenger RNA from Myotis daubentonii (Daubenton's bat), 2769 nucleotides. RefSeq names its product NDRG family member 3 (gene NDRG3). NCBI's taxonomy places the organism in Eukaryota, Metazoa, Chordata, Mammalia, Chiroptera, Vespertilionidae. The record is from RefSeq and is a predicted model, not a curated record.
GGUUUGAUUGGUGCUAAUAAUCUAGCCUUUCUGUUCUUCAUCUCAACUCAAAUGAUCUUUACUCCUCAUAUGAUGAGGUCAUUUAUUGGAUUGUCAUCACUCAAAGCUGAUUAUGCCUAAGAUCCUGAACAAGAUAUCCAGAGUUACUGAUUUAUUUUUGAGAAUCCUCUACUUUCAUCUUCCUCAUGGAUGAACUUCAGGAUGUUCAACUCACAGAGAUCAAACCACUUCUAAAUGAUAAGAAUGGUACACGAAACUUCCAGGACUUUGACUGUCAGGAACAUGAUAUAGAAACUCCUCAUGGUAUGGUCCACGUCACUAUAAGAGGCCUACCGAAGGGAAACAGACCAGUUAUUCUGACAUAUCAUGACAUUGGCCUCAAUCAUAAAUCCUGCUUCAAUGCGUUCUUUAACUUUGAAGACAUGCAAGAGAUCACUCAGCACUUUGCUGUCUGUCAUGUGGAUGCCCCAGGCCAACAGGAAGGUGCACCCUCUUUCCCAACAGGGUACCAGUACCCCACAAUGGAUGAGCUAGCUGAAAUGCUUCCUCCUGUUCUUACUCACUUAAGUGUGAAAAGCAUCAUUGGGAUUGGAGUUGGAGCUGGAGCUUACAUCCUCAGCAAAUUUGCACUCAAUUAUCCAGAGCUUGUGGAAGGCCUUGUGCUCAUUAACGUUGACCCUUGUGCGAAAGGCUGGAUUGACUGGGCAGCUUCCAAACUCUCAGGCUUGACAACCAAUGUUGUGGACAUUAUUUUGGCUCAUCACUUUGGGCAGGAAGAGUUGCAGGCCAACCUGGACCUGAUUCAAACCUACAGACUCCAUAUUGCCCAAGAUAUCAACCAAGAAAACCUACAGCUCUUCCUGUGUUCUUAUAACGGACGCAGAGAUCUGGAGAUUGAAAGACCCAUGCUGGGCCAAAAUGAUAACAAAUCAAAGACUUUAAAGUGUUCCACUUUAUUGGUGGUAGGGGACAGUUCACCCGCAGUUGAGGCUGUGGUUGAAUGCAAUUCUCGCCUGAAUCCUAUAAAUACAACUUUGCUAAAGAUGGCAGACUGUGGUGGACUGCCCCAAGUAGUUCAGCCUGGGAAGCUCACUGAGGCCUUCAAGUACUUUUUGCAGGGAAUGGGAUACAUCCCGUAUGUGCAGCUCAGUCACCUGAGCACCGAGUCAGUACCAUCUGCCAGCAUGACCCGGCUCGUCCGAUCACGAACCCACUCAACCUCAAGUAGUAUCGGCUCUGGAGAAAGUGCCUUCAGCCGAUCUGUCACCAGCAAUCAGUCAGAUGGAACUCAAGAAUCCUCUGAGUCCCCUGAUGUUCUGGACAGACACCAGACCAUGGAGGUGUCCUGCUAAGCAGAUGAUCCUCCCCUGGACCAUGCAAGUCCAUCCUCCUCAAACGACCACUCCACAAUAUAACAUUUCAUCCAGCAAACCGGCAUCUAUCUUUACUCCUGCAUGACCACUGACUCUUUCUCUCUGGUACCCUGGAUUUAUCAUUCUCUGCCUGCCCACGCCCCUUUUUGUAUGUACCAGGAACCACUUCCAUGCCAUUUCUAUAACAUUCCAACGUCCUUAUCUGAUCAAAUCUCCAUAUCUUCUCUUGCCAGCUUUUCUCCAUGCUUUCCCAACUACAUAUCUGAUAAGAUUCUUUAAUCCUGACGUAUGUGUGUGAGCACGCGUGUCUGUGUUUGUGUGUGCGUAGAUCUGUGGUUUUAGACAUGCUUUCUUGUAGAGCUUCUGCAAAACAAAAAAAACAAAAAACAAAAAAGGGACUUUUUUUGCAUUUUCAAUGGUGUUUUUAGGGGAAAUACACAGAACAGCUUUCUAGAUGGCGUAGGUUACUACAUACUCUUUUGGUUCCAAAUUGGUCAACAAGAUUUGCAAGGUGACUUCUGAAGAGAGCAGCUCUGAGGAAUGUGGAAGAUCAUAAUCACUGUUUGGACUCUUGACUGAUUGUGACCAAUAGAAGGGAGCCUAUUACAUAGAGAAGCAGGCAGGGUGCCCAGCGACCUUCUCCUGUCCACGUGAAUUUUCAUACACUAUUCUAUAAGUAAAGGGAGGGAUAUGUACUGUUAGAAGCCCAUGAAUAAUGAGGUUCUGGUGCAACAGGGAGUAGUUCCCAGGGAGUGGGCGUGGCUUAAUUAUUGGACUCUAUUAGAACAGGAAGGCUGAAAACAAAAUGCCAGGCAUUCACUCUGCUGGAGCGAAACUGUCUGAUACUACUACCAAACAUCUGCAAGAAAUGCCUCCAGGUCUGUGACGGAGAGAUGGAGAAACACUCUCCAUCCUCCAAAAAAGGAGAGGUAUGGCCUGAAAAUUAUGUAGGUGGUGAGGAAAUGGCAGUGGGAAGAGGAACUGGCAUUAACAUAAUAUCCUAUUUAAUAAAUAUAGCCUUUUUUGCAGCAAAUUUAAUGGAAGCUAAGUGAAGUUGAGAUAGGACUCAUUUCUCAGGAAGAUUCUUAAUUCUGUGAACUCUUUUGUAGGAGGGAAGGGGUCAGUCUGUAAGGGCAGCCUGUCCAGGUAACACUGUGUUCAGUCAACUACUGUGUGAGUAUCGCUGGGUGGAGGGUGAAACCAGCUGCCACACAGCCAGGGCCCAGCUAUUGAGAGCAUUGAGAUGAAAACACAGGGCGACACAAUUCCAAAUCUUAGGAAGGGGCUUUCUCGUCGUAGUAUUCGCUUUCUGCCAAGAUAGGGAAUGCGCCACUCUGCCGGAGGACGCCUUUUUACAGAUUAUUAAAUAAAGCUGUAUAUGUCUCUUGUUACCCAA